Molecule: messenger RNA, 895 nt
Organism: Paramisgurnus dabryanus
Lineage: Eukaryota; Metazoa; Chordata; Actinopteri; Cypriniformes; Cobitidae
Product: adhesion G-protein coupled receptor G7-like
Biological process (GO): G protein-coupled receptor signaling pathway
Cellular component (GO): membrane
Molecular function (GO): G protein-coupled receptor activity
Source: RefSeq, a predicted model, not a curated record
CGCAUUUGAGGCGAAAAGCGUGUGUUUUCGCGGGAAAUGCGCCACCAAUAUCGUGUCAUUCGCAUCGCGUCUUUGCACUGACUUUGUAUGUAAUCUACUCGCGCGAAUCGUUAAAUUUGUGUCUGGUGUAAACCCACAGUAAACCUAUUCCUGUCUCAGGGUUUCCUGCCAUCAUUGUUGGUAUCUCACUGGGUUCCACUUACACAGUUGAAGAUCCUUUAGGUUAUCGACAAGAAGAGUGUUGCUGGUUGGCUUCCUUGGACCCCAAACAGAGUUUCAAUAUGAGGAAGCCAAUGUUCUGGGGAUUUCUGCUUCCCUUGUUUAUCAUGCUGAUCUUCAACAUGGCAAUAUUUCUGCAUUUCUCUCAGAACAUCUGCAAGACCGUCCCUAAUUUAGUCCGUUUGCAGCAAACUCCUUUAAAGAAGAAGUUUCUGAGUAGUUUUUCUAUGGCUGUGAUGCUUGGUCUAUCGUGGGUCACUGGUUACAUUUUGCUUUUCACCCAAGACCCAAUUCUUCAACUUAUCCUGAGCAUAGUUUUUUGUAUGUGCAACACAACACAGGGCAUACAAAUAUUUAUUUUAUUUACUCUGAGAUCCGUAAUAAACUCAAAUCCAGGUAUUCUCAAUGCCAUGAAUUCACCCAACAUUGGCAUUCACAGGAAAGUGUUCUUCCUAUGGAAAGUUAAUGGAGAAGAAAACAUUGAAAUCUACACACGCACUGAUACUGACUUCACUGAGAUGUCUCAGGUCAUCACUGAGCUGAAGUAGAUCAUUGGAGGUUGUGCUGAUCACAUCAUAUCAGUAUAAAGGCACAACAUGAAGUGAAUCUCUGUGAAAGACCUCCUUAAAUGGAUGCUGAGAAAGGGGGAUAAAACUUGAAUUAUGGUCGAUGCAUG